AUGAAGAGGGAGGACAUCAGUCCGAUCCGUGUGCGCAAGGAUCAUGACUUCUAUGACUGGGAUAGUUACUUGAACAUGUAUUGGGCCCCUGUGAAACUGGUAUCAGAGAACCAUUGCUUCGAGGUUGAUGCAACAAGGAGCAUGCACCAUAUGUUUGUGAGAACCUUCGAUGGUACCAGAGAAGAUCCUCAGUUACUGACAAGGUUGAAGCAUCGUCCAACCAACUGGAGGAAGGCUAUCAAGAGUGGGGAUUGGACGUGCUUCAAAGAACCAGUUGGUUUCGAAGGUUCUCCUACUCUCCUUACCCCUCCUGGCAUUGCCGACAUCAAGUGGGUGGAGUUGUAUGACAAAUGGAGGCCACUCAUUCCACCAGAAAGCAGAACCAUCAAGUGGUUUAACGAGGAUCCUGGCCUAGAACGUCGGAACAAGGUUAGUUCCAACUCAGAGGCAGCGAGAGCAACAAGAGCCGCACGCACAAAGACAAAGGUGUCAGCGGCAGAAGCAGCUAGAAUGGCCACAGCAGCCACAGUGGAAGCUAGCUAG
Molecule: messenger RNA, 543 nt
Organism: Seminavis robusta
Lineage: Eukaryota; Bacillariophyta; Bacillariophyceae; Naviculales; Naviculaceae
Source: the annotation of a GenBank genome assembly